CAAACACCACUUGAUUUUCUGCAGCUUGUCGGUCCACUGGGCCGUUCAUGCAGAGGCGGUGGCUCCUGUUGUCCUUGCUGGUCAUUGGAUACACACCUUUGGCAAAGGACUUCCUGGGCACUUCGCAGGCGACGGGCGGCGCAGGGCCGAGCCUCGUGCGACGGAGAGCCAUGGCCGUGGAGCCAAAGGCGCCGGACCGCUCGUCCGCGCGGCUGACGUACUUUGCGGGCUAUGGCCUGGCGGAGCAGACACGAUGGAUCAUGGCGGCCGCGGGCAUCCCCUUUGAGCAGGUAGCGCUGCAAAGCCAUGAGGAGUUCCUGCAGAUGCGCUCGGAUGGAAAGCUUCUUUUUGGACAGCUGCCCUUGCUGGAGAUUGAUGGUUUGAAACUGGUGCAGUCCCAGGCCAUGCUGCGCUAUGUGGCCAUGAAAGGAAAUCUUUGGGGGCAGACGCCUGAAGAGUCAGCGCUGGUGGAUAUGGUGGCCGAAGGCAUCAAGGAUGCGCGAGGUGUGGUGGUCAGCUUUCCCUUUCAGCCCGACAAGGCCGCGCUGGCAGCCGAGGUUCCGCAGAGGACCUCCAAGCAGCUCGAACCGCUGGAAGCUCUCCUCCGCACGCGCCCGGACGGCAGCUUGGGCAUCUUGGCCUCCGGCCUCUCCGCGGCUGACGUGCUGCUAGCAGAGCUGACGGAAGAGUUGUUGGAAAUUCGGCCGGAUGCCAUGGCAGCAUAUCCCAAAGUUGCAGCACUUCACAAGCAGGUGACCAGUUUGCCCCAGAUCCGCGGCUACCUGGAUGGCCCAAAGCGCUAUCCUUUUCCCAAGGGCGCUGAAGGCGAAAUGUACUUGCAGAACGUCAACACUGUCCUGGGCAGAUGAGGUUCACACCCAGAAAACAUGAUGUGGGUAGAUCUCGGGAACCCACCUAACCAGUGGGUUGGAGAUCUAUUUGUCUCCUCUCUUUCCUGUUAUGAGGAGUCGGAGUGCUGGCGGGUAAAUCUGACAACUACUUAUCCAGAGCGGGGCCACUUCGUUGUAUAAACACGGUGGCCCAUGCCCUGGAUAGUUCUUUGUUUUUCAAGCACCUGCUAUUGAGUAUGUCCGAAAAUUAGGGAUUGCCAGAGGCUCCCUGAUAUGUCCAACUUAGGUAUGAUGACCUCAUAUUCAUUCAGCUUCCUUGGUGGAUGCUUACUGCUACAGCGGAAUUGUUGGACUUGGGAGGGUUCUGAAUGCGGGGUCAUCCGUAUUUCCGCGAUUAAUGGAUGGCCUGGACAAUUUCAGGCAAAGACUCUUGCAAACCAUUGCAAGCCUCGUUGUUUGCGUGUGUGAACAUCCUCAUGGUUUGUAGUUGUUUGAGGGAACUGCUCCCCCAGUUUACGAGACUCUCUGCCAGCAAGAGUCAGAGUGUAGAAAAGGGUGUUGCGCAGUCUGAAGUCAUCACAGCAGGGGCCUUGAAUGGCCUUCCACUGCUUAGAGCUUUAAUGACACAGCUUGGAUUUGGAUGGUUAUUCUCAUCCGGCGGUUGGGGGUCCAGCCAACUCUUCACUUGCCGGUGUGUUCAAAUUGAGGAGGCAAACAGAUUUGUCAUUUGUUUGAACUUGGUGGAUCUUCAGCUUCAUGUACAGCCACGAUGGGCCCGAUCUCUAUACAUAGUGAC
Molecule: messenger RNA, 1647 nt
Organism: Durusdinium trenchii
Lineage: Eukaryota; Dinophyceae; Suessiales; Symbiodiniaceae
Source: the annotation of a GenBank genome assembly